Cryphonectria parasitica EP155 is the source of this 666-nucleotide messenger RNA. RefSeq lists its product as uncharacterized. The transcript is spliced from 2 exons. Lineage: Eukaryota; Fungi; Ascomycota; Sordariomycetes; Diaporthales; Cryphonectriaceae. The record is from RefSeq and is a predicted model, not a curated record. Bases 1 to 666 code for a protein of 221 amino acids.
AUGCUCUCCUUUCUCGCCAAACAUCCACCAAGGACCAAGAUCAGCCAUCUAGACAAAUUCAGUCUUGACGGCGGACGCUCUCUAGUCGAGUUCAAGCGGCCCGCCAGCCGCUAUCUUGUGAUCAACAGACUUCCCCCAGCCGCCUCAGACGCUGAAGCUCGACGCGAGGGGCUCAGCCAUAAUGGCGCCAACUCGUCGCUCGCCCCGCCUCUGCACAAACACUUUUGGCAGGAAGAGACUUUCCACGUCAUGAGCGGGACCGCAAGGUUCACACUCGGGACUAACAGGGCGGAGCGGCUGGCGGCAGCGGGCGAGGUGGUUGUCGUGCCCAGGCGCGAGAUCCAUACGUUCUGCAACGCAAGCGAGGAGACAGGCUUGGUGGUUGAGUUUGUACUGGAUCCUGUCUCGAGGGGUACGGAUGAAGCUUACUUUCGUAAUGUUUGGGGCUAUCGUGAUGACUGCAGGAAAGCCGGCAUACGCAGAAGCUUCUUCCAAGCCCUGCUCUUUAUGCAUCAUGGAGGCAUCGUCAUGGCUCUGCCUGGGCCUGAGAUGGUGUUCAGGUAUUUGGGUCUCCUCUUGAAUUAUGUUGGUGGUGUGAUGAUAGGGCAGGUAUUGCUUGGCUAUCAUAGCUCGUACCCAGAAUACUAUCACAACGCGGCGUUGUGA